This is a messenger RNA of Rhopalosiphum padi (bird cherry-oat aphid), 784 nucleotides long. Its product is annotated as cuticle protein 7-like. The transcript is spliced from 2 exons. Bases 117 to 716 code for a protein of 199 amino acids. NCBI's taxonomy places the organism in Eukaryota, Metazoa, Arthropoda, Insecta, Hemiptera, Aphididae. Gene Ontology annotation, cellular component: extracellular matrix. The record is from RefSeq and is a predicted model, not a curated record.
GUGGAUCGACGUACAAAAUCGUAUAUAAAGCAGACGGUCGUCAUUGGACUUUACACUCAUUCAACGUUCUUUUAGCACACACAACAACCCAAAAAAAAACUUAUUUAUUCAACAUCAUGGCAUUCCAAACCGUCGCCGUCUUCGCCUGCGUGCUCGCCACCGCACUCGCCGUCCCAGCCUACCCGGCUCCGGCUGCUUACCCAGCACCCGCCGCCGCCUACCCAGCACCCGCUUACUCCGCACCCAAGUCUUACGCCCCGGAACCCGCCUACGCCCCAGCCCCGUACAACUUCGAAUACAGCGUGCACGAUGACGCCACAUACGACAUCAAGAGCCAAUCCGAAUACAGCGACGGCAACGGAUACGUCAAGGGAUCCUACAGCCUUGUCGAACCCGAUGGCACCAAGAGAAUCGUCGAAUACACCGCCGACGACUACAACGGUUUCGUCGCCGAAGUGAAGAAAGAAGGCACACCCUCUUACAGCUCCGCCCCGGCCUACAAGCCCGCAUACAAGGCCCCAGCUUACCCAGCUGCCCCAGCCUACCCAUCGGCCCCAGCUUACCCAGCAGCCGCCCCAGCCUACAAGCCAGCUUACUCCGCUCCAGCUUACUCCGCCCCGGCUUACACCACACCAUCUUACCCAGCUGCCCCAGCCUACCCAGCUGCCCCAGCCUACAAGCAAUCGUACGCUGCCCCAGCAUACAAACAAUACUAAUUUUUAAUUUAUUCUAGAAACAAAUAAUUUAUUGUAUUUUUGUGUAAAUAAAAUUUCAAAUUGUCAAA